AUGGCAACUUUCCGGAUGUCCUGCGUCUCCAUUCAACGCUUUAUCGUCGCACUGCUGUUUGCAUUUCAAGUUCCACCAAUUAUGUCAGUUGCAUCAUGGGUUAAUGUUGGCACGACUACAAGCAUGCAGUGCGCAUCGACCUCACCCAAUAGUCUCAGGUUGCUACAGUGGAGAAACAGCAGCUUUGAUGUGACUGACUUUAGGAUGUCGGAUAUCCUCAUAGACUUUACUCCCACACCUACCCAUAAUGUGUUAAACAGAGAUCCUGCUCAUUACACCUUUGAUAAAGAUGAUACUACAUAUCCACUAACAAUCAAUACAGUCACAUUUGAUGAUGAUGAGGCACGAUACUGGUGUGUUGUCAACUCAGCGAUAGAUGGUGAAAGACAUGUCUACUUCGACGUAAUCGUCGUAGUUCCAGCAGAUGUACGAGAUAGAUUAUAUGUUGUUCAGUCUGGCUCGAAUAUAACCCUGCAGUGCGCACCAACCUCUCCCAACAGUCUCAGGUUGCUACAGUGGAGAAAAAGCGGCUUUGAUGUUACUGACUAUAGGAUGUCUGAUAUCCUCAUAGACUUUACUCCCACACCUACCCAUAAUGUGUUAAACAGGGAUCCUGCUCAUUACACCUUUAGUAAAGAUGAUCCUUCAUAUCCACUAACAAUCAAUACAGUCACACUGGAUGAUGAGGCACGAUACUGGUGUGUUGUCAACUCAGUGACAGAUGGUGAAAGAGAAGGCUCAUUCGACGUCCGAGUCAGAGUCACACCGUUACCACCGGAAAAUGUGUCCGUUGUUCAGGGUUCAGUCACAGCGACAUCUGUCACAAUAACUUGGCGUCCUGGCAUCGACGUCGGCGAACAUAAGUGGUUUUAUUUCAACAUCCGGGAAGUUGACACAACGACAGGGUUUGAUCCCAACACUCGGGUGAGAAUCUCCGAUGGCGUCGUGAUGCACGUGAUUGAUGGUUUGAGUCCGUACACCAAGUAUGAGAUCGAGGUUUAUGCUGAGAAUGCUUACGACGUAAGCCAAAACGUCAGAAGGACUGUGACAACUCUACCUGAUACGCCAGAAACGUUAGAUAUAUCUGUGACCACAAAUCAAGAGAAUGGAAUCAUCUCAGUUGAUGGCAUUCCUCAAGAUGGCGACACCUCGUCGUGUUUGCGGCUUGAAACACGUCUAACCAAUCAAGAUGAUUGGUUUUACUACGGCGAGUGUCUUGAGACAAACACAGACUUGGCUCUACGCGAGGCUCGAUCUAGAUACUGCUAUGGAGACUUGUGUAGUCAAGCGACUACCGCAAAAACAGUUGUGGGACAGUCGAGUAAUGCAGGAUUGAUCGCUGGCAUUGUGAUUCUGGCCAUCGUUUCAAUAAUCAGCAUUACACUGAAUGCUGCGAUAAUUAUGUAUACCAAAAGAAGAGGACUAAAACGAGGUAAUUGUAAUUGUUUCCCCAGGAAAUUCAAACCAGAAGACAAACGAGGGGUGAUCAACGAAGCAGUGGAAUACCAAGACUUGGACGUGCCCCUACAAAUCAUGGCCGUAGGCGGGAGCUCCAACCCAGCUGCAUCGACUUACGCCAGUAUUUCUGAAACUCUCGCGGAGUUCUCGCGAGAAAAGCUGACGAUCGUUCGUGAACUUGGACAAGGCGCCUUCGGGAGGGUUUUACUUGGGAAAGCCAACGGUAUCGUCCAGCAGGGAACUGUAACGCAAGUGGCUGUCAAAACUGUAAGAGACGACGCGGAUGUCACGCAGCGACGCGAUCUUCUCAGGGAAUUGGACUUCAUGAAAAAGCUUCUGAGUCACUCUAAUGUCGUCAAACUCUUCGGAUUUUGCAUUGACAGAGAUCCAAUUUAUAUCAUCAUGGAGUACAUGUCCAAAGGUCAACUCAAGGAACUCUUGACGAGUAGUCGAGGCAAAGGCAAGUUGCAGGUGUAUAGCAACCUGCACGGUAGAAGCAAAUCUCUGACAUCUAGGGACCUCAUCAAGUUCGCUGCAGACGUUGCUGAUGGAAUGGCAUUCCUGGCUUCACAGCAGUGCAUUCACAGAGAUCUGGCUGCUCGUAAUGUCCUUGUGGGUGAGAACAUGAUCUGUAAGGUGUCUGAUUUCGGACUCGCCCGUGACGUCAAGAAUAUGAGAGUGUACCAACGGAAGUCUGAGGCUCGGUUACCUAUUCGUUGGAUGGCCCUGGAAUCGGUUGUUGAUGACGUGUACACAGCAGAGAGUGACGUAUGGUCCUAUGGCAUACUUCUAUGGGAGAUUGUUACUCUUGGUGCUCGUCCUUAUCCCACCAUGAGCUUCAAGACAAUGAUAAGCAAGCUGCAGGAAGGAUACCGCAUGCCAAGACCAGAACAUUGUCAAGACGAAUUGUACCAAAUGAUGCUGGCUUGUUGGGAGGAGGAGCCCACAGCACGACCGUCGUUCACUGAGAUCGGUAGGAAACUUGAGAAAUUGCUGGAGGGAGCGCAUGAUUACAUAGCUCUGUCAGACUACCAAGAAUUUGACUACGAAGUGACGAUUCCCGAUUCACCUGAUGAGAAGAUCUGAAACAUUGAAGAUCAUACUUUACAGGGGAAAACAGCGAUAACAACUAGAAUAGUAUUAUCAAACUUGCUACUAUUACAUAAUAACGCAGAAACUAUAAUCCCAACGGCAGUUUUACUUGUACAAAUGUAUGCCAUUAAUGGCCCAACACAAUCAAAAUGCUCAAUCAUGGCGCGUUAUUUUGCAGUGUAUCACGAGGUGUCCGAUUUUUCAUACUAUCGCACCAUUGUUAGUCUAUGAUGUUGGUUUUUUAAUCUUGU
Patiria miniata (bat star) is the source of this 2801-nucleotide messenger RNA. Its product is annotated as angiopoietin-1 receptor-like. The transcript is spliced from 16 exons. Gene Ontology annotation, cellular component: signaling receptor complex. Bases 1 to 2544 code for a protein of 847 amino acids. The record is from RefSeq and is a predicted model, not a curated record. Lineage: Eukaryota; Metazoa; Echinodermata; Asteroidea; Valvatida; Asterinidae. Gene Ontology annotation, biological process: protein phosphorylation; positive regulation of kinase activity; multicellular organism development. Gene Ontology annotation, molecular function: transmembrane receptor protein tyrosine kinase activity; protein binding; ATP binding.